GCCAGGCAUCAACGAGUAGCAGAAAAAAAUGGGUACAUGAUAUGUGGCCACCUUGACUCGAGCCUGUGCCAACAGAGAAGGAGAACGAUGUCAAUGUUGUCAUUCCGCAAUUUACUCACCGAGUCACAAACCGCAACUGUACGCAACCCAGUCAUGAACUUCAUCAAGCCUAUUGCCCUGCUCCUCGCUCUGGUCGCCGGACAACUCGACACCUCGGUCGCCCAAGACGCUGCCGCUCAGAUCGCCCAGAUUGGGACGGACGCUGUGAGCAGAGCUGAAGCCACGUCGUCCAUCACCAACUCCAUCAGUGCCGCUCUCGCCCGUAUCGAUCCUUCAGGCGGUGCGCUCCAGGACACGAUCGCACAACUUGUAGAGCAGGCCAAUGCCAACGCUGCUGUCGACGCCGAGCUCAACACCAAGCUGCAAGCUCUUCUGGACUCGAUUUCCCAAUCCUACACCGACACAGAAGACAACGUCUCCCCCAUCUUCAACGGCCGUAACCUUCGUGCUGAAGACUAGUAAUGCUGCCACUUGUUGGCCACUUAUUUGCAUUAUUAUCAGUCAAGGCUAACAAACAAUCCAUAAAAUUUCACGCAAAAAAGUGCAAGUAAACAAA
Phytophthora nicotianae INRA-310 is the source of this 616-nucleotide messenger RNA. RefSeq lists its product as hypothetical. NCBI's taxonomy places the organism in Eukaryota, Oomycota, Peronosporomycetes, Peronosporales, Peronosporaceae. The transcript has a single exon. The record is from RefSeq and is a predicted model, not a curated record. The coding region runs from base 37 to 519 and encodes 160 amino acids.